AAGCAAAAACCAGGACAACAUAAAGAUGACAAAGGAAAAUGAUUUGUUAUGUUUACCUUGAGAAAUUGAUUUAAUCUCGUUAAUUAAUUUGUUUAUAAUUUUGAUUUUGUGACAAUUAACCUUAUCAACAAUCGGUGAUUCUAUUAAGCACAAUUAAAUCCGGUUAAAUUAUCUCAAAUAAUCACCAAUGUGAUAAAACAAAUCAACUUCUUUGUGAAUAUCAACAAACAGGAGGCCCAAUGGUAAAUUUAACCCUCCGAAUGGUAUAAACAUGAAACAAUCAGUUAAUUACUGAAAUAAUCAUUAAGUUAACAACACCACUAUUACCAUGGACAAUUAAUUAAUCAUCUCAACAACUAAUCAAAUUUGAUUUGGAUCUUUUUCUGUGUCUUGUUUACAAAGGAAGAAAAAUUUUCUAUUCUCUUUGGUUUUCCCUCGCCCUUAUCAGAGUCUUAAUGUUAAUCGUUCCUGUUGUUGUUGAUGGUGAAUUUUGAUCUCUAUUAAUUAAGAAUAAACAAUCAACAAUUAAGUGAUUGCUACAUCUCGUGUUGCCUUUUCCAAUUGAUCAGAAUUUUCCAUUUUCUCUUAAAGUCACUUUGCCUUUAUGUUUACAAUCUCAUGGAUCAAGAGAGUAUUUGAAUUAAGUGAUCACCAGUUUCGCCAUUUCUCCGAAUUACUCUGUUGAUUUGAAAUUCUCUUCGAUUAAUAGAACAAAUAAUAUUUAUGAUUCAAUCUGUUCCAAGGUUAAGGGUACAUGUAAACCUAAAUUGUCCCACAAUUCUGGAGAACAUUAAAUAGAAAAGAAGAGAACAACUUGUAACGACUCCAAGUGUCACCAGCAUUUGGAUCAUCAACCAAACGAUUUAACCAACAGUUUAUUUCUGCCAUUGGAACAAUUAAUCAUCGGUUACUGACAACAUCACAUUCCUAUUAAUUUACCUGUUCUUUUUUUCUUGGGUUUUCCAUUUAUUCUGUUUGUCAUUUUCAUCUGGAGGAUAUAAACACACAUACACUCAAAUCGAAAUCUUUCAAAAUUCAAAUUCUAUUAUUGAUCAUCUUUAACCAUGAGACCAAUUAACUUAGCUGAUUGUCAAGAGACUAAGGAGUUUGUCAUAAUUGGCAAUGGUCCAUCAGCGAUUACUUUAAGCUACCUUUUAGCCGGUAAUUGGCCUUAUUAUAAGCCAAGUGAACCUCAUCCCAAUAUUGAGUUAAAUGCUCGUUUAACUUCACCAAGUGAUUCUGAAACAUUUAGUGAUCAACUCGAUUUAUCGACAAUACCUUUAGUAAAACGUGACUUACAAUAUUUAUCUAAUGGUUUACCAGGUCGUUCUCGUAAUCCAGUGUCCAUUUUGUUUGAUGCCUUACAACAUCCUGAUGCAGAUAUUGGUUCUGACAUUCCGACAGCUCUUUCUUGGUCAUUCCAUCCAGAGAAAUCAGUUUCCCAUCUUGUCCUUGGUUCAGGUCCACCCGGUGGUUCUUGGCAAAAAAUGAAAGAUUGUAAUAAUACCUUAACCAUUAGCCUCGGAACAUGGAUGCAAUUACCCAAUUUAAAUAUAAGACAAUGGUCUUGUGAUACUAAAAGAGAGUCUCGAGUCCCUUUGGGUCGAGUUGCCAAAUAUUAUCGUGAUUAUGUUAAAUGUCAAGAUCUUGAGAAAUAUUUUCUCAAUAAUAGUCAAGUUACACGUUUGGAAUACAACGAGGAUGAUGCCCUUUGGAAGGUUUCGGUAAUGGAAGAGAAAGUUGGACAUUUCACCAUCUCAACCCCUCGGGUGGUUCUUGCCACUGGAGUCAAUGAGAAGCCAAAUAAAUUGGGUAUCAAGGGGGAAUCUUUUCCCUUUGUCAUUAAAUCACUGACAGAAUUUGAGAAGGUUUUGUCCAACUUGGAUCGAACAGUUUGUAAUGAUCCCGUUUUGAUUGUUGGUGCUGGUCUGUCAGCAGCUGACGCUGUUAUUACCGCUCGAUUUGAGGGCAUACCAGUUUAUCAUGCAUUCCGGCGGCAUCCUGAUGAUCCCACUCUUAUAUUCAAUCAAUUACCUGGAAACAUGUAUCCCGAAUACCAUAAAGUUCAUCAGAAAAUGAAAGGAAAAAGUCUAUCAACCGAUUAUAAAGCUUUCCCUAUGCACUGUAUCAGUGAGAUUCGAGCCAAUCGAACUGUUGUUCUAACUAACCUUAUCGGUGCUGAAUACAAUGGCCUAGGUGAUUCAACUCGAACAACUCUUCAGGUCUCUUAUAUCCUUGCGCUAAUUGGACGACGGGCUAAUCUUGAUUUUAUUUACCCAAAACGAUUGCGAUCCCAAUUGCUGCAACAUCCAACUCAACCAUUCCACAGUCGAAACAAUCCAAUUGCGAUUAAUCCCUUUACACAUGAGUGUUUGAACGUUGAGAAACUUUACGCCAUGGGACCGCUAGUCGGUGAUAAUUUUGUUCGUUUCGUUCAAGGAGGUGCAUUGGCCAUUGCAAAUCAUUUCUGGUCAUCGUCACCAGCCCCAAUUUCACCAUCAUCGUCUUCAUCUGAAGAUUCACCGGAUGAUCCUUGAAAAGGGAGCCAUUGACUGUGAGUGAGAUUGGAAAUUCAGAGUAAACUCAGAACAGAAAGUGCAGAAAAGAGACAAAAGUUCUGGGAAAAUGUCGCAAUUUUUUUUAUCAAUUAAUCACUUGGAUUUGUAGACUUGAACUGGAAAAAAAAAUUUGAGCAAUCAAAAUGAAGCCAAUUCUUUGUGUUCAGAUUUUCAUCUUCAAUGGUGUGAAACACUCAUCACGACGAGGACAAGUAAAUUAAGCCUAAACUGGUCACACAAUCAAAUUUUACCAAAGUGCAUACCCUACAAUUAGUUGAUUUGAAAACAGCCAAUCGAGAUUCACAAUUGAAUUUGGAUCAAUUCUCAACUUGAAUCAUUCCAGGAAAACUGCUCAAUUUUUUCAUCUCAAUUCAAAACACUUAAACUACAAACUUACAAGAUACUGAGACACAAAAGCCAAACAAAUGUAAAGGAAACCCGAAAGACAAUAGACAGCAAUUAUUAGCUGCAUCAUAAUUAAAUCAACGAUAGUUUAGUAAAUCAUUAAAUUGCCAAAGAAAAGACAGGAACCAAAGCUAAAAUGAGAAUUGGGAUCUAUUUGUUAUGCAAUUUAACUUUGAACUCGAUGGUAUUUUCCUUUAUGGAGAAACCCAAAUAUCUUUAAUCUUAAUCUCUUGAUCCUUCUAAUCAAAUUUGUCUUCAAUGUGAAAGAGGGAGAGAGAAAGAGAGCUGAAGAUAACGGAAAUAUUAAAGAAAAAGGAAGAUGACAAGAGACCCGAGUUGACAAAUUGGUAGAAAAAGUUUUCCAAUUGAGUUGGAUUACCGUUUAUCGGACGUUAAUCAACAAGUGUAAGAUGAAAAUCUUGAUUGUUGGAUAUCUAAUCUUACCAAAGAAUCAACAUCAAUUACUAUCACCAUAAUUCAUCUCGUCUUCAUCUAAACAUCAUUUCCUUUAAUAUUGCUGACAAAUUGAUUAAUCAAUUGAAACCUUAAAAAAUUGACAUCAAUCAAUCAGAUGAUUCACUCGAUUCCAUUUCUAACCAUCUAUCAUCCAACCAGUUAUCUUUAAUCAACAACAAUUAAACACAAGUGAAAGUUUAAUAAUCACUGUCAAAUCCAAUGGAGGAAAAGAAAAGACUUUGGAACAACAAUCAACAUAGAAAAGUUAAUCAACUUAAUUAGAGUGAAUCACCUGUUGUAGUGAAAGUAUUGAUUCCCUUGGAGUAUUUAAUUUUCAAUUAAUUUCAAAGUUUUUUUUUUAAUUAGUUGAUCAUUUUUGAAGUAAAUUGGCUGAUGAACAAUUAAUGAACUUAAAAUAAUAUUUGAUAGUUUACAAUAUUUUUCGAGUUGUUUUUAAAGAGGAAAAGCGAGAAGAGUUAAUAACUGUGAUUGACUGGUUACAAUUAACUAACAAUUAGAUUUUUCUUUGUUCUCCUCUACAAUUUUUUUAACAAUCGGAUUUUAAUCAACUUCAUAUCGUUAAUUGUUACAUUCAUGGACUUUGUCAUUGGAUCAAAGAGUCGCUUCUCUCUCUCUCGAGUGAAAUGUCUUCAUCAUCAACAAUUUAAAAGUUUCCAUUAACUAACAAUAUUUAGAUCUUGGCUCAAUAACAACCGUUAAUUUCCUGUGACAAUUAUGCCAACUUUAAUUAGCUACGAGAAUCUAAUCAACAUCAUCGCACAAACAAAGUUAAAAAUAUGAAUUAAACACAAUCAAUUCAGGUCAAGGUGAUUAAUCAACAAGGAGUGUAAAUGGAGAGAUUUUUUUUUCUCGACUCACAAUUAAGAGAAGCCAAAGAAAGAGGAUUUAACUGUUAUAAUUACAAUCGAAUUUAUUUUUUCCUUUAUUUUUUAAUCACUGUUACAAUCUAAUACUCGUUUCCACUAAAACUUUAUGAUUUAAAUGAAAUUAUUUGCCCUGUGUUUUGAAUUUUAAUUGUUGAAUUGCAAAGUUUUCAAAUAUUUUUUAUCAACUGUUAAUUUGAUUGUUUUGUUUAAUCGUUACCACCAAUAAGUCAUUUGAUGUAAAUUAAAUGAUCGAAAUUGUUAAAUUUGAUCUAAAGCACAAUACGAAAAUAAAAUUGACAAUUGACUCUCCAAA
Messenger RNA from Panonychus citri (citrus red mite), 4619 nucleotides. RefSeq names its product oxidative stress-induced growth inhibitor 1-like. NCBI's taxonomy places the organism in Eukaryota, Metazoa, Arthropoda, Arachnida, Trombidiformes, Tetranychidae. The record is from RefSeq and is a predicted model, not a curated record. The transcript is spliced from 2 exons. Bases 1065 to 2537 code for a protein of 490 amino acids.